AAGUGUGGGCGUCGGCACCGCGCGCGCUCAGGGCCCCUCGCUGGUCGCAGGCUGCGUCCGCGUCUCGAGAUAAGUCUCGCCCUGUCGGGGAAGCUGGUGUCCAAGACAAGUAGUGCGGUCUGGGCGGAGCGGCCCGAGCCCUCCAGGAGUCGCGUUCCGUACAGCAAUAUGGCUGCGCCCUGGAACUAGGGAAGCAAGGGGUUGUUUCCGAGUGGACGGCGGUCCGGACCAGUUGUAGAUGAGUGCUUUCUCCACCGGGCGAGCCAGGGAUGCGGAGUGAGGUUUCCUAACGGUAGGAGAGGCUGUCGAGUGCGGUGGUGGAAGAGUCUGAAGGAUAUUUAUCAUCUGGCUGCUGUGGAUUACCGCCGGAACUACAAGCAGGCGUUGCCAGUUCCCGGUCGGUGGUGGCGUGUCCGUGAGCUAAAGAUUCCUGGAUCUAGGCGUUAUUUGUGCCCUUUGCUAGAAAUGUAGUUUUGGGCUAAGCAGUCAUUUGAGUUUGAGGUUCCCUAGCGGUCACAGUGUCUCUUCAGUUCAUGUCUCGACCGAGAAACCAAAAUCGCAGGACACUCACCUUUUAAGGAGUUAGAGACUUGAAUACUUGGACGAUGUGGACAAGUGCCUUGAUUCAAGGACUAAAGAGGACAGCAGAAGAAAGGAUCAAACUAAAAAGCGUCUUUGGUUAAGUCGGCUGAAAAUUGAAUGACCAAUUCUGAAAUUAAAAGACAUUUAAAGUAUUGCAUUUUUCCUUAGAGGUGGUAUGUACACACUUACCUUGUAUGUUUAAAUAUAAGACCUACUUGUGUGUACUUAUUUUUUGCAAGAAUGUCUGUGGUGCAUCAUUUGCCACCUGGGUGGUUAUUGGAUCAUCUUUCUUUCAUUAACAAAGUCAACUAUCAACUUCACCAGCAUCAGAAGCCUUUUUGUAGUAAAAACAAGCCCACAUCUUCUGUCUAUGUGGAUUCUCUUCAGCGAGAUCCCCUGUCUCCUUUUGGAGCUCCUGCUACUUGCUUUGCUCCUGACUCCACUACUGUAUCAGGCAACGAGGAUGAAGGAAGUUAUGAAGUGAUCACCCAAAAAUACGUUUUCAGAUCUGAACUAUUUAAUGUCACCAAACCUUACAUAACUCCAGCUGUUCAUAAAGAAUGCCAACAAACUAACAAAAAUGAAAAUCUAGUGACCAGUGAUAAACAAGAGGUCUCCGUUUCUGUUGGGAAGAAGCGUAAAAGAUGUGUUGCUUUCAAUCAAGGUGAACUGGAUGCCAUGGAGUAUCAUACAAAGAUCAGAGAGAUGAUUUUGGAUGGAUCUUCGCAGUUAAUCCAAGAAGGUCUCAGAAGUGGUUUCCUUUACCCACUUGUUGGAAAGCAGGAUGGAAGUAGUGGGCGCAUCACUUUACCACUUGAUGCCUGCAAUUUGUCAGAGUUAUGCGAGAUGGCAAAGCAUUUGCCUUCUUUAAAUGAAAUGGAGCUUCAAACGCUACAGUUGAUGGGAGAUGAUAUAUCUGUUAUAGAGCUGGAUUUAUCCUCACAGAUCAUUGAAAACAACUCCAGCUUUUCCAAAAUGAUUACUUUAAUGGGACAGAAAUACCUGCUGCCACCAAAAAGCAGCUUUCUUUUGUCUGAUAUUUCUUGUAUGCAGCCACUUCUUAACUGUAGUAAGACAUUUGAUGUAAUUGUGAUUGAUCCACCGUGGGAGAACAAAUCGGUUAAAAGAAGUAACAGGUACAGUAGUUUAUCACCACAGCAGAUAAAGCAAAUGCCUGUCCCUAAGCUGGCUGCUGCUGACUGUCUCAUCGUUACUUGGGUGACCAACAGGCAGAAGCAUCUGUGUUUUGUGAAGGAGGAACUAUAUCCUUCGUGGUCUGUGGAAGUUGUUGCAGAGUGGUACUGGGUAAAAAUCACAAAUUCAGGAGAGUUUGUGUUCCCGUUGGAUUCUCCACACAAAAAGCCUUAUGAAUGUCUUGUACUGGGGAGAGUUAAAGAAAAUACUGCAUUAUCUUUAAGGAACACAGAUGUAAGAGUACCUCCUGUUCCAGAUCACAAGUUGAUCGUCAGUGUACCUUGUGUUCUUCACUCACACAAGCCACCUCUUGCUGAAGUUCUGAAAGACUACAUCAAGCCAGGUGGCCAGUGUUUGGAAUUGUUUGCUCGAAAUUUGCAGCCAGGUUGGAUGAGUUGGGGUAACGAGGUCCUCAAGUUUCAACACAUGGAUUAUUUCAUUGCUCUGGAGGCCAGAUGCUGACUAUAAAAGUUGUGCUGUCUUUACCCCAGCUCCUUCCUUCAAACUCAUUUCUGCUUGUACCAGUCAGUGUGCUUGCAUAUGAACUUUUAUACCCAUCAGUGUACUUAGAAUUGUACAUUUUAUACUAAUCAGUGUGCAUAGAAAUAUACAUACAUCUCCCACAGUUCUUUGCAGUGAGUCCCUUCCUUCCUUCCUUCCUUCCCUGAUCUCUGGCAAACAGUGGUUUGUUUUCUCACAUUAGUGUUUCCUGGUUAGAAGCUCCUGGAUGUGGAGUCAUAGGAUGCAGAAACCCUUGCAUCUGGCUUCUUCCACUUGGCAUUCAGGAAAACCACCAACACUGUUUAUGCUCCACUCCCUGCUCACUUAGCAAGAUGGUUAGACUGAGAGUCUUUGGACAAGCUCACUUUGCCUACUCACUGAUUUCACCAGACAUUAAUUUUGAGGUUUGUUCAUCUUUUGAGGGUGUAAGGUUAAUAUCUUUUAUUAUUCUUUUAAACUGCCAGUUGAAUACAAGGCUCAUUGAAUUAUUAAGUAUAUUCCUUUAAGCUUUCUAUGGAGUUCUCUUGUCUAAAUUUUUUCGUUUGUUUGUUUCCAUGCACCAGAUAUCCUGACCCGUACCCGACUUCCUGCCUUAAAAAUAAAACCAAGGCCACACCUAGCAUGAGACUGGCUUAGUUGUUGCCCUUGCUCUGCCCUCCCUGUGGGAUUUACCUAUUGUGUCCAUUCCAGUUCUCAAACUGCUCCUCCCUGCGGUCCCAAGUCUCCCUUUUCAAGCUCCCCACUUAGAGACAGAUAGUUCAUCUUUUGGGACAGAUUCUCACUAUGUAGUCCAGGUUGGCCUUCAACUUUAAUCUCCUUACCAGGCCCUAGAUGUAAACCAGAAAGGUUUUUAGUUUCAAGAACACAUGAGGUUAAGCCUUUUUUAUUGAUAUGAUUCAAAAGAUUGUAACUAUUUCAAAGGGCCAGUUUAUGUUUUUUCUUUUUUUUAAUUCUUUAAUGUUUUUUAAAAAAGUGUUAUUUCUGUGUAUUUGGGUGUUUUGUUUGGAUGUAUGUACAUGCACUAUGUAUGUGCCUGAUGUCUGCAGAGGCCAAAAGAAUCAUUGGAUCCCCUGGAGUUACAGAUGGUUAUGAGCCAACAUGUCCUUUAGAAUAGCAACUGGUGCUCUAAACUACUGAGCCACCCUCAGCCCUGGUCCUCACAUUCUUUGAAGGGGUUUCCAUGUCUCCUCACUUUUCUUUUCAUGCACUACCCACUUGUUGCAGUCUUGGGGCUUUCUAUUCCCAUCCCUGUUCCUGAAAUGACUCUGAGAUUUAAUUAUUUAUGAAUAAAUGCCUUGGCCGUAAGUUUUGACUCAUUCCCCAAUUAACUUGUAACUUAUAUAAUCUGUUUAUUCUAGUCUGUGUCUGCCACAUAGUUGGUUACCUCUGCUCAGUUUCAUAUACCCAUCUCCUCUGAGUCCAGGCGGAUGAUCUUACUGCUCAGGCUAAUGGACCUGAGUUUAUUCAUUUUCAUUUUUAAAAAUUUUAUGCCUCUGAAUAUCUUGUAUGUAUAUAUGUAUGUAUGUAUGUAUGCUACACGUGUAUCUUGUGUCAGCAAAGGCCAGAAGAAGAUGCUGAAUCCCCUAGAACUGAAGUUAUAGGGGGUUGUGAGCUGCCACAUGUGUGCUGGGAAUUUGAACAGCAAGUACUUUUAAUCAUAGAGCUGUCUAUCCCUGAACCUGAGAUCUUGACAACACUUGUAUUAGCUCCCACUUAAAGGGCUCAUUGUGUGUGUUCGGAAUGUUUCUUACAUUAUCAUGGAAAGUCAGUUUUCUUAAGUUCCAACACAGCGCUUCUUCCUAGAGAUUUCAUAGGUAAAUUGAUAGCCUGAGAGAGGUUUAAGAUCUAAUAGACUGGUAACUCUUUUGAUUAAGCCAUUAGCGCUACCAUGACCUCGGGUUUAUCUGCUCAGACACAUUUUAAGGAAGUUCUACAAAACACUGAGUACAGGAAGUUAAAAGGGGGAGAUUCCACAGACCAAGGAUGCUACAAAUGAUUCAUGUUGUCUGUUGUCUGUUGUCCGUUGUCUGUGUGGAUGUCCAAAUCCUUGGACCAGAUAAGAACAGAAAGACUUUUGGGAGUGGAGAACAGGAGCAUCAUUGUCCACUCAUCUUUCAGUUCGAGAGGCUUAAGUAUCCAGUGUUGAUAGCAGGUCACCCUACAGUCACAGCUCAGGCAAGCAGAUGCUUUAUUCAGUGUCAUUAAAGACAAUAUAGCAUCCAGAUCUUUUGUCCUUUAGCACAGUCUGGUUUUGAACCUGCUAUGUCAUUAAGGCUGGUACUUUUACCCAAAAAACCUGGCCUAAAAAACAUUUUUACUGGAGAAACAGACAAACUUAUGCAACAUAGUAUACAGAUACCAGCAUUACUUCAUAUAUAUAUAAUCCAAAAGGCAAAGCCCCUCAGGUUCCAUGCAUCUUGAGCCUAGACCUCAGAGAUUGCUGAAGUCUUUGGUCCUAUCCUGUUUAACACCUGCAGAGUUGCAUCAUGAGAAUUGCCAUUCCAUGGGUCUGCAGAGCUUCAUUGUUUAGCUGUAAGUUUCUCACUUCUCUAUAGUUUUACAAGAGCCUGAGAGAUAUUUGAAGUGACCUCUUGAAGAACCAGAAUGUUCUUGAUGUUCUUAACUGCUAAGAGGCUCAUUGAUGGUAACAUUGUUCCACAAUGAAUGAAAUUUAUAAUUUGUUCAACUGUUCUGCCACCUACAUAGUUGCACACAACUCAUAUAGCUCAUGUGUAUUUUAAAAUUUAACUUAGAAUAGCAACAAUCAAUAGUACUGAUCCAAGAUUCACAGUUUGGGGAUCUGGUCCUGAUGGCGGAUUCCUUCUGAAUGCUAGUUGCCAGGUUAGGUUGUAGUCUGGAAAGGACACCAACUGUUCCUCCAUCUAUCACACCCGAGUCUGUUCAUGUUUUAGUAACAAUGUUUCCUAUGUCUCUGCAAAGGCACCACUGUCAGUUUCAUAGCUCCUAGGUUCUAGACUAGACAAGACACAGCUGUUUCCAUAAGCAUCUCAGCGCAUGCAUUUGGCUGAUCUGCAGGAUAGGAAGUAGCUGAGCUGCUCCCUGCUAGUGCUUCUGUGUGGUAUGCGUGUUGAUGGCUAGCUGCGGUGUGCUUCCGUGUGGUAUGCGUGUUGAUGGCUAGCUGUGGUUGUACAUCCUCCCCUUUCUUCCCUCAAGGUGCUCAGGUGCUGUGUGAAUGGAUGGGGUGUGCAGGAUCCCAGUCCAGCUAGGAGUGAGUGCCUGCCUUCUCCAAGGAUUUUAGUGUUAGAGCUUUUUAAGCCAAUACUUAAUGAAACUGCUCUCUUAGAUGAUCUGCAGUGAAACAGCUGGUGUGCAUAUGCUUUAUUUGGGGGUGACUGAGGGUUAUUUGUAUGAACCUAAGAGAGUGGGAAGGAGUUUUCACCGUGAAUGUAAAAAAUUAUUGGCAGGAGCUUAACUGUACUGUGGAUGCCUCAUUUGCAUAGAGAGUCAUUCUAGGAUUCCCAGGUUCUUGCUGGGAGGGUGGGUUCUUAUUGGGAAAGAGGAAGUUGAACUUGUAGGUUUGUCAAGGACUAUGUGACAUUCUUCAGAUAGAAGACUGGGGGUCUGGCUCCCCAAAUCAGGAAGAGAAAAGGAAACCCUGCUAAGAAAAGGGCAUGGCAGAGACCUGGGAUGGAGAAAGCUCCAGGAGUCUAUGAGGCUGACCCUAUCUGUGACACCUAGUGGUAGGAGCCUGAUGUAGCCACCUCCUGUGGCCAGGCAGGACUCCCAAUGGAGGGACACAAACAUGAGCCCUCUCCCCCCCAAAAACCUUUGACCCAAAAUUUUCCCUGGCUAAAAGAGGUGCAUGGACAAAGAUGGAGCAGAGACUGAGGGAAUGUCCAGCCAAUGACUGGCCCAUCCCAUAGGUGAAAAUCAGUCCCUGACACUAUUAACGAUACUCUGUUAUGGUUGCAGACAGGAGCCUAGCAUAACUAACUGUCCACUAAGAAGCUUCAAUCAGCUGCUGACUGAAGGAGAUACAGAGAUCCCCACUUGAAACCAAAUCUCAGAAAACUGACCUAUCAUGCACAGCUUACACACAGCUUGUUUACUAUAGGAGCCUGUGCAGAUACUGGCAGAAAUGAAUGCUGGGGAAGCACCUCCAUCUACUUCUGCCUUGGUUUCUUCUGAUGUGCUGGUCCUGAUGUGAGAGCACAUGCAGAUUCAAGCCAAACAGCACUGCAAUCUGUUCUGGGAUCAUAAUUUCAUAAUGUUUGUUCAUUUUUAGAUUUGUUUUCGAGGUGUGUAUACAUGAGGGUACACAUCUUUGGAGGCCAAGAGAGGCCCUCAAAUCCCAUGGAAGUGGAAUUACAGAGAGUUAUGAGUUUCCCUAUGUGUGUUCUGGGAACCAAAUAUGGCUCCUCUACAGGAGCAGCACAUACUUUUAACUGCUGAGUCAUUUCACCAACCCUGUGAUGGUUAUUUUUGACAGUAUACAUCAUUGAAAGUGCCUUAAGAGGGUCACAAACCAAAUCUGGUGUGCCUGAGAAUGUUCUCAGGGAGUAUCAACCCAGGGAGGAAACCCCCCCUGCAUUUGGGAGACUCCAUCUGAUUUGCUAGGAGUCCAGGUUAAAUAACAGGAGAAGGAGGACAAGUGUCAGUCAGCAUGACCAUACGUUUGCUCUCUGGCUGUCAUUAAACUGCACAACUUUGCAAUGCCCUCCCUACCCCGCCAUAAUGGACAGAACUGAAAACUGAGCAAAAUUAAACUUUCCUCCAUUUAAGUUAUUUAUGUCAGGUGUGCUGUCACAGAGUUGCAGAAGCUAAAAUGGUUUCCUGGUACUUUGAGUAGAUUGCAGGUUACUCUCCCAGUUGUUACUCAUGACUGUGACAGCAGGAGCAACAGAACGCAGGUGCACUUCUCCUGCCAUGGAGAAGUCGCAGCUUCAGGAAAUGCUAUUUCUCAUUUUAAGCCUCUGUCUCCUCCACCUUUCCCAGCACCAGAUUGCUUCCAUGUACCUGGUACUGGCUCACUUCUUGAUGAUAUUUGCAUCCAGAGUCUGUUAAGAUUUGCAUUUGGUGUAUACUGCUGCAAAACUAGGAGAAAGCUGAGUUCACCCCACAGGGGGAACUGUCAGGCCACAGCUGGGCUGCUUUUGGAACCUUUCAGUGUGGCUCAGAUAAUUUCUCUCUCCUUGUUAGAUUAUAUGAGGUAGAUGCUUAUAUAGAUGCUUUUCAGUAUCCUCAUACCAAUGCAUGUCAGCCCAAUCUGACAAAGUAUGCUUUGAACUGAGGUUAAUUUUAAGCUGCAGGCUGAGAAUCAGAAAUAAGAAAAGAUCCCAGCCCUGAACUCAUGUGUUAAAAAGCAGGAUAUGAGUUUAUAAAGAUGACUAUCCAUUCUCUAUAAGGAAAGACUGAAGGCUGAAGUUUAUCAUAAACCUGAGGGAAUUCUCUGUCAUUAUCAGCCUGGGGACAACACCCCAGAAAGGCAUCUACCUUUCUAUCAUCAGCACUGGCUUCUCCACAUCUCAUAGGGUAAGAGAUUCAGAUCCUUUCCCUUUGUUUUUUAUCUCUUCUCCGGUUUAUUAUUCUCUGUUGAAGAUAUUGUUCUAAACCAAACUGCAAAGCCACUUGUGGGAAUUUCUUAUUCCCUGGGUAACUCCUAUGUGGGUUUGAAAUACACAUGUUAAUAAGCUUCUGUUUGUUUUUCUCUUGUUAAUCUGUCUUUUAUUACAGAAGCCCCAGCCAGGAAUUUAUACAGAUAGAAGGAACAUUUUUCCCUCCCUCAUACCACAUCAAAACUGCCAGUCUAUAAUGACUGAAUGAGCAGACUCUUACCUUAAUAUAUCCUCGGACUUAACUGAAUAGACAUGACUUGUGCAAAAAAUUAGCAGACUGUCAAAUACUGCAGCAUAGUCAAACCUGGAGCUGUGCAGUGGGGCUGGAGCUUAGAGAGCACUAAGAGGGGAAAUGAAGAGGCACCUUGAUUAAAUUUCAGUUUAUUUCCUAACUCAGGCUAGUGGUUGUAAUGUUGUUAAGAGACAAUAGGCAACUAGAACGUGCUGUUUCAGAAGAGUUACAAAGACACAUUGUCCUCUAGAUUGUAAACUUAAAAAAAUUAGAUAUAAUGAAUGCACGUGAUUUUGUCAAUUUAAUAAAAUGAUAUUAAAUUUACUGAUGAAUUAAAGACUUGUUUUUCUACAUUACCGAAAAAUAAAUUACAGUAUUUAAAA
Molecule: messenger RNA, 8468 nt
Organism: Apodemus sylvaticus (European woodmouse)
Lineage: Eukaryota; Metazoa; Chordata; Mammalia; Rodentia; Muridae
Gene: Mettl4
Product: methyltransferase 4, N6-adenosine
Exons: 9
Coding region: 823-2238 (471 amino acids)
Cellular component (GO): cytosol; RNA N6-methyladenosine methyltransferase complex; nucleus
Molecular function (GO): site-specific DNA-methyltransferase (adenine-specific) activity; nucleic acid binding; RNA methyltransferase activity
Source: RefSeq, a predicted model, not a curated record